UACACUCUAAAAACAGAAGUGCUAAAAAACGAGUGCUAAAUACGAGUUAGCACCUGGGGGGUUAUUUCUAGCACCUCAAGUGCCAUUUACUUCUGGGAAAUGAUGAUGUGCAAACAAAUUGGUGCUGAAAUUAAGUGCUGAAUAUCAAAGACGCUAGUUUUGCACUUGAAGUGCUGACCAGCAAAGGAGUUGGUCCAGUGGUGUUAGCUGGAUGUACAAGGAUGCACCUGUAGUGCGAGUUUAACCGGGAUCGGUCGGAGCCAGCAUGCAGCGCACGUGGCUUGUAUGUACUGUCCUAUACGUAGACCGACUGCGGUACCGGUACCGGCCCCGAGAUCAAGACAUGUCUGUACAUGUUUUUAUUACACGUUCCUUUUGCAUUCGCCUGCCCUUUAUAUAGCAGAAAACAUGAUUCUUGACGUUGUACAAGAAACGAGCAUUGGCAGCUAGAGAUUAUCAAUGCCAGGAGAUCAGAGCAAUUUAUAUGUUAUACAAAUUGAGGGUGCUGUAAAUUUUCUAUUGCUGAUUAUCGAGGCAUAUAAAGAAAAUGUAAUAACAAAACAAGAAUUAGUGAAUUUCUUAGUUCAGUUUUUAUACCAGCAUUGAACCCAAAUAAUGGAUCUCAAAAGAAUGUAUGUUACGUACAAUGGGGACCAAAACAGUGAUAGGAAAAAGCUAGUAAAGUUGGACACGACUGAUUUCGAUAGCAUGACAUUCAAAAUCAAACAAACAUUCGCCCUUCCAAUGGACGAAAAGUAUGCAUUCCACGGCCGUGUAGAAGCCAGUGGACCACUCGUUGAACUGGAUGAACAUGACAGCGAAAUCCUGGAUGAGUUAAUCGAGGUCUCCUUCAACAGAUGCGGAGGUUCCUCUCGGGGUGUACCUAUUGUACCAGAGAGUGAUUCUGACAUAGAGAUGUGUUCCAACAUAUUUCUGCAAGGAUGUUCAUCAGAUGUCUCAUCUGGGGUGUCCUUUUCAUCUCCUGUCCAGUUGAAGUUCGUGGCUGACACCGAUUCUGAUCUGUCUGGGGAUUCUCCCUUGUUGAUUCCUCCAUCGCCGCCACCUUGCAGCAUGCUGCUAUCAGACUGUUCUUCAGAUGCCUCGCCUCAGAUGUCCUCAUCCCAUCACAAGACAUCAUUCAUGGUGAACCCAUCUCCUCUCUCCUCAAUUAAGAUUGUGCCAGAGAGUAAUUCAGCUAUGCCAGGGACAUCACUGUCAAGUUCCAGCGUGCUGCUGCCGAGUUGCUCCUCAGAUGUCCCACUUCAGAUGUCCUCAUCACAUCACAGGACAUCAUCCAUGGUGAACCCAUCUUCUCUCCCCUCCGAUAAGAAGCUAGAUUUUGACAUGAAGAAAAUAUUAGAGGGUCACAACAGAGGUGCAUCCAUACUUGAGGAGUAUAAUAGGCUCAGGCUCAUCUCCCCCACAACUAGGAAGCAGGUCAUCAGCAUCAUGGCAGCAGAGUUAGUGGCAGUAUGUGGAUACUACCCCACUAUGCAGCAGAAGCAUGCAGUAGCCAAAGCUAUUAUCUCCUUCUUCCCGGAACUGAAAGAUCCCACUGGAGAGACUGGAUAUGAACAUAUCUACUGCUCUAAAGGUGGACAGUCGGGCUAUUUGUUCGACAAGCUAAAAAACAUCCGGAGAAAUCUGCCUGACAGUGCCAGAAUGAAAAGUGGCAAGGGCAAUGGCAAGGGCAAGGUCAGCACAUCAAAAGGUACUACCAAAAGGCUAGAGGCUGUCCUCACGUCUGAAGAGAUGAAGGAGGCAGAAGCGCUGUGUAGGAACAGCACAGAUAAGAAUACAGUUCGAGCAGCAAUGGCCAAAUGCUCCACAAGUAGACAUGCAUGGAUCCAGGAUCAGAAACCUUUCAUGAAGGACAUAUUGCAGAGGUACCCGCGGUACAGAGACAUGCCAGACCUUGUGCAGCAGGAUUUCCAGGAGAUUUACCCUGAUGCCAGUGAUUCCCUCCUCAAGAAAUGGGAUGGCCAUGCCAUGGCUCUUUUGGCCUAUGCAUCAACAUGUAGGGAAGGCAAGGAGAUCAAUGAUGAAUACCAUGCACUACCCAAGACCAGACAAGAACACACGCAGCUAUUUGGUUUCCUGGUACUCAUGAAGUUCCUCCCUUCAUACAAUACAAAGGGCAAAGGGCGUGUCUCACAAGCAGAUAUGGAACAUUGCAUUGUGCACUUCCAUGACGUCCACAGGCCUGUGACUGAAUGCUUGAAGGACACGGCCACGAGACAGCCCUCCUUGCUAGUGAAGGGCACAAACAACAACGUUGAAGAGAUCUUCCUUCAGAUAGAAGAGUAUGCAUGCCCUCUCCACACACCAAACAUCGUCAACGCAUUUGACAUCCUCUUCAAGAGUUACUAUGUGUACAACCUUGCUUACCCCGUCCCAGCUUCUAUCUUCUAUCUGUAUCUCCAGACUCAAAUCUUCGGAUUGCACCAUGUAGACCGCCGGGUGAACCCUCAAAAGUGCCUUAGUUUUUGUUUUUUGUGA
Messenger RNA from Strongylocentrotus purpuratus (purple sea urchin), 2499 nucleotides. RefSeq lists its product as uncharacterized. Bases 616 to 2499 code for a protein of 627 amino acids. The record is from RefSeq and is a predicted model, not a curated record. The transcript is spliced from 12 exons. NCBI's taxonomy places the organism in Eukaryota, Metazoa, Echinodermata, Echinoidea, Camarodonta, Strongylocentrotidae.